This is a messenger RNA of Rhodamnia argentea, 2196 nucleotides long. Its product is annotated as glycosyltransferase BC10. Bases 546 to 1724 code for a protein of 392 amino acids. Gene Ontology annotation, molecular function: glycosyltransferase activity. Gene Ontology annotation, cellular component: membrane. The transcript is spliced from 11 exons. NCBI's taxonomy places the organism in Eukaryota, Viridiplantae, Streptophyta, Magnoliopsida, Myrtales, Myrtaceae. The record is from RefSeq and is a predicted model, not a curated record.
GUUAGGAAGGGGAGAGAGAACAGAAAGCAAGAAGCCAGAGCAUUCGUAGAAACGAAUCGGGAAGGAAUCAUAUAUCUUCGUCUUCCUCGAAAACUUGGGAUAUAUUAAUCGUGGGUUUCAUGGGGCCAAAGGGAUUUUCUCUUUUUCUUCUUCUUCUGCCAUAUUAGUUGAAUAGUUUCUCUUCUCUCUCUCUCUCUCCCUCUUUAUCUCUCUCUCUCUCUCCCAACUCUGUUUGUCUCGCUUUGCUGGUCCAAUUCUCUGUUGUGCCCCAGAUCUUGAACACCGAUAUCCAAACAGGCCCCCAAGAGCUCCAAGAGGGUUCCUUCGGAUCUUUUGAUUUCGAGAGCUUUAGCAAUCGAGGGGGUCGCUUUGUUUUGCAGGCUCGAGAGCCGCGCGAUUCAUCAGAUAAAUCCUUUGCAUUGAGCACCACUCGUAGUAUUAAGUGGACGUCCGUCGGACAGGGGAGGUAGUAUUAAUUGAAAUUUGAGUUGAAGGAUAUGGCACAUUUUAUGGGAAAGCUUUGAUGCAUUAAUCUAGUCUUCUUGAUGAAGACAGCUAAAGGUUGGAGAUUGGGUAUGGGUGAUGUCCACAUUUUGUCGGGCCAUCGCCCUCGUCCUCCAUUGAAGAAGCCAGUGUGGAUUAUAGUGUUGGUUUGCUUGGUCAGUAUGUUCCUAAUUUGCGCAUACGUAUAUCCUCCCAGAGGCAGUGCUGCCUGCUAUAUGCUUUCUUCCAGAGGUUGCAAGGCUCUUUCAGAUUGGCUUCCACCGGAUCCUGCAAGGGAAUAUACUGAUGAAGAGAUGGCAUCUCGUGUUGUGAUUAAGGACAUCCUAAACACACCUCCUCUUGAAUCAAAGAGCCCUAAAAUCGCUUUUAUGUUCUUGAGUCCCGGUUCGCUACCUUUUGAGAAGUUGUGGGAUAAGUUUUUCCAAGGUCACGAAGGAAGAUUCACAGUCUAUGUCCAUGCAUCAAAAGAAAAACCUGUACAUGUGAGCCGUUACUUCAUUAAUCAAGACAUAAGGAGCGACCAGGUGGUGUGGGGAAAAAUUUCCAUGAUUGAUGCUGAGAGACGAUUAUUGGCAAACGCUCUUAAAGAUCCUGAUAACCAACAUUUUGUGUUACUCUCGGAUAGCUGUGUGCCAUUGCAUACCUUUGACUAUGUGUACGAUUAUCUUAUGCACACAAAUAUCAGCUACGUUGACUGCUUCUAUGAUCCCGGUCCACAUGGGAAUGGCAGAUACUCAGAGCACAUGUUACCUGAAGUCGAGAAGAAAGAUUUCCGGAAGGGUGCCCAGUGGUUCACAAUGAAGCGGCAGCAUGCUUUAAUUCUCAUGGCUGACAAUCUGUAUUACUCGAAAUUCAGGGAUUAUUGUAAGCCAGGUUUGGAUGGUAAAAAUUGCAUUGCUGAUGAACAUUACAUUCCGACCUUUUUCAGUAUGGUUGAUCCAGGUGGAAUUGCAACAUGGUCGGCGACGCAUGUUGAUUGGUCUGAGAGAAAAUGGCACCCCAAAUCCUACAGGGCUCAAGACAUCACAUACGAACUUCUGAAAAAUAUUACGUCAAUUGAUGUGAGCGUACAUGUAACGAGUGACGAUAAGCAUGAAGAGCAGGUAAAACCUUGUUUGUGGAAUGGGGUGAAGAGGCCAUGUUACUUGUUUGCGAGGAAGUUCUAUCCGGAAACUUUGGACAAGCUGUUGCAUCUCUUCUCCAAUUAUACGACAUUCUGAGCUGGACAUUUUUUUUUACUCGAUAUUCUUUGGUCGAACCGAUAUAGUUGCUUUCGACCCCAUUCACCCUCCCUUGUUCUCAGUUGUAAAUUGGCCGCAUUAUAAAGGCUCCUAUGUUGCCCGACCCCAUAUCUCGAGCACAAUGGCAACUUCAAGUGCCUUUUAGGGUGAGUUCAUUCCCGAGGGAGGCUAACUAUUUGUUAGAGCUCCCUUUGGAAGUUGCGUGGCAAGAUGGGGCUUCAUCUCAAUAUCAUAUCACUCCAUCCUUUGGGCUUAGAAAAAGGAUCGAAACGUAGAAAAUGUGGGGAUGGUGCAGUUAGUUCUUUUUGUAAAAGUUGCGACUAUUAUGUUACAUAUGACCCAAUCAUAGCGCUUCUUUUGUAUUCUUGGAGGUAAGAUGAUGAUUUUGUGACAGAUGAUUUUACAUAGCUGAAUUCCUUUUUGACUGCCUAGAGAAAAAGAAGAUUUGGUU